AUGAAACAACAUUUCUUGCUCAAUAUUAUAUCAGCAGGUAUAGCCAAUGCGGCUUGCCGUGCCGGGAACCGCACAAGCACUGCUCCCUUUUACGCUGUCACUAAUGCCACAUCCUAUUCGUUAUCUUAUAGCCCGGGCGCUACGAACUACUCUCCCUCUGUUAGCCCAACAAUCACCAAAAGUCACAGCAGUACUUUGAGCAGCGUAACGAUCACUACGAGCGUCACUUCAUCCGCCGCCACUACUUACACAGCUGUGCCAUCCGUGAUUGGCACGGCAGAGGGAUUCGCAUCUGGUGUCACCGGUGGAGGCAAUGCAUCACCCGUAUACCCAGCUGAUGUUGACGAGCUGGUUGCUCUGCUCGGUAGCGAUGAGCCCCAAGUAAUUGUGCUCAACAGGACGUACGACUUUGUUGGCACCGAAGGAACGACGACGGAUCUCGGGUGUGCUCCUUUCGGAACAAUCGAAGAGGGUUGUCAAUUGGCUAUCAACGCGGUCAAUUACUGCGGAGAUAAUGCCAACGUUACCAUCACCUACGACACGGCGGCGGGCAAUCCGAUAUACGUGCACUCGAACAAAACGCUCAUUGGUUUGGGGAGCUCUGGUGUCAUCAGAGGCAAGGGGUUGUAUAUGACCGGUGUCUCGAACAUCAUCAUCCAGAACAUCCACAUCACCGAGCUGAAUCCGAUGUUCGUAUGGGGUGGAGAUGCAUUGACCAUGUACGGUACUGAUCUCUUAUGGAUUGACCAUACCUCGAAUAUUGGCCGUCAACACUAUGUCACUGGAUUCAAUCCCAACACUAGAAUGACAUGGUCCAACAACUUCAUCAACGGGCACACAAACUACUCCGCCACCUGCAAUGGUCAUCACUACUGGACAUUGGAACUGCUUGGCACCGGUGAUCAAAUCACGUUCCUCAACAAUUAUGUAUACAUGACAUCCGGCCGAAGCCCCGCCCUGAGCGGCGCGACACUGUUUCACGCCGUGAACAGCGUGUGGGCGCAAAACAGCGGCCACGCGCUCGAGGGCGGGUCCACCGUUGGCGGUCUCUUCGAGGGCUGCGUCUUUGACAAUGUGACCCAGAUUGUUGGAGACGACAUUACCAUCCCGCUGUUCAGCACCAAUAGCAGCAUCAGCAACGACUGCGUCGCCAAGCUGGGCCGGCCUUGCGAGGUCAAUGACUAUGCAAACUCUGGCACUUUUAACCGGUCCGACACGAGCUUCUUUGACAGCUUUGACGGCCUGACUGUCGCCGCUCCCGUGUCUGUGGACGAGGUCCUGGCUAAUGUCCCGAGCAAGUGUGGUAUUGGACAGUUAUAG
Messenger RNA from Pestalotiopsis fici W106-1, 1320 nucleotides. RefSeq names its product putative pectin lyase C. The record is from RefSeq and is a predicted model, not a curated record. NCBI's taxonomy places the organism in Eukaryota, Fungi, Ascomycota, Sordariomycetes, Amphisphaeriales, Sporocadaceae. The transcript is spliced from 4 exons. The coding region runs from base 1 to 1320 and encodes 439 amino acids. Gene Ontology annotation, molecular function: pectate lyase activity.